Molecule: messenger RNA, 1098 nt
Organism: Astrephomene gubernaculifera
Lineage: Eukaryota; Viridiplantae; Chlorophyta; Chlorophyceae; Chlamydomonadales; Astrephomenaceae
Source: the annotation of a GenBank genome assembly
GGUUGAUUCACACUGCAAUAAUAUCCCACUGCCGACCUUUCUGAGAAAGCUUCGCUGUCGUUUUUACACUCCGUCAAAACAAGAACCCUCCUCGCUAGGCCGUUUCUGCCUUAUCUACACGAUCCGUAUGUCGGCUUCAUGAGAGCAGUACAAGCACAUGAGCGGGCGGCCUCCUCCCGCUCUGCCCACCUUGGCCGCCGGUGGUGAUACCGCAGCGGAGCAGGUUCCCCAGCCUUCCAGUAGCAACGAAACUCAGGAUACGAUUGGGAAUGCCGAGCCGGUGGUCAACCUGCUACCGACGCCUAAGCGCAUCGAGCCCUGCAAGAGCAUUCUAAAAACCGGGGACUCGCUGAAGACAAGUGACUAUAAGCGCAACAUCUCAUGGCAGGACCAGUUUGGCCAGUCACUUGUACAAGUUGUGGAGUUUGAACCUAGUGAACAUGGUGACAGCGACUACGAUGACAUGGAGGAGCGGGGCUGCUGCGUUUUGAUGUAGCUUGUUAGCGCACCUGUGUAGAGCGCACCUGUGUGAGGGGGUUGGGGCAUGAGAGUUCCAUUUGCAUAAACCCGCAUUCAAACUGCACAGAUGUUGGCUGGGGUUGCUUCCUCAGCAACGGCAGUGCCAGGCUACGAAUUGUCAUGGCGUAAUGUAUGGGAGAAGAGGCUAGACCGGGGUUUGGUAUUGUGCUGAGACCAGGCAAUCAGCAUCAGCAUUUAGCAAAUAGACUUGCAUACAUCUAGACGGUGUCAUAGGGGUGCUGUAUGCCUUGCAGGAGCUAGAGGGCUCUGAUAGUGCAGUGGGUGUGGGGCCCCGUGAGCUUUUAGUACGGCAUGUGCGUUAGGCGGAGACCAUGGCAAGUAAUGCCAUCCAAGCAAAUGUGCUGCAGUGCUGGGGCGUGGGAGAGGUGGUGCUUGGAUCUGGUGGCUUAAGCCAAUGUUAACAAUCUUAACAUGCAUUACUGGACUUAAGAUGAGGCGGAAAGCCCAAAUGGCUACCAUGUGUGGGCUUGCCAGGCCGGCACCGGACCGCUCUGCUGCCGAGAAGCAGAGCGGAUAGACGACACGUUUUUCCCAUGGGCUACCUAGAGGACAUAGUGG